CCAAAGUUGCUUUAAAUAGGUGGGUAGAAGAAGAAGGUCUUCCUCUUAUUUGCACAGGCACCGCAUCAGUGAAUUCAGGUUAAGCUCCGCACCUCCGCUGUUGCAAUUUGCUUACAUUUGGCAACAAGCUCCUACACCAUGUCUAUUGUCAAGAUCCACGCCCGAGAGAUCUUUGACUCCCGUGGGAACCCCACCGUAGAGGUUGACCUUUACACUGACAAAGGCUUGUUUAGGGCAGCUGUACCAAGUGGUGCAUCUACUGGAAUCUACGAAGCCUUGGAGCUCAGGGACAAUGACAAAUCCCGCUAUCUUGGGAAAGGAGUCUCACAGGCUGUUGAACACAUAAAUUCAACUAUUGCUCCUGCACUUGUUGGCCAAGAUGUAUCUGUGGUUGAGCAAGAGAGAAUUGACCAGAUGAUGAUUGACCUGGACGGCACAGAGAACAAAUCCAAAUUUGGAGCUAAUGCCAUCCUGGGUGUGUCCCUGGCUGUUUGCAAAGCUGGUGCAGCAGAGAAAGGCGUUCCCCUGUAUCGUCACAUUGCUGACCUUGCAGGAAACCCUGAGGUCAUCUUGCCUGUGCCGGCUUUCAAUGUAAUCAACGGUGGCUCUCAUGCAGGAAACAAACUUGCCAUGCAGGAGUUCAUGAUCCUGCCUGUCGGUGCGAGCACCUUCAGAGAGGCCAUGCGCAUCGGAGCUGAGGUCUACCACAAUCUCAAAAAUGUUAUUAAGAAGAAAUAUGGUCAGGAUGCCACCAAUGUAGGCGAUGAAGGUGGCUUUGCUCCAAAUAUCCUGGAGAACAAGGAAGCUCUGGAGUUGAUAAAGGAGGCCAUUGCCAAAGCUGGAUACACAGAUGAGGUUGUGAUCGGCAUGGACGUGGCAGCAUCUGAAUUCUACCGGGACGGAAAAUACGACCUGGACUUCAAGUCCCCUGAUGACUCGAGCCGUUACAUCACUCCUGAUGAGCUGGCUGAGCUCUACAAAAGCUUCGUGAAGGAUUAUCCAGUGGUUUCCAUUGAGGAUCCUUUUGACCAGGAUGACUGGGCGGCCUGGACCAGCUUCACUGGAAGCACGGACAUCCAGGUUGUUGGAGAUGAUCUCACAGUGACCAACCCCAAUCGCAUCAGCAAGGCUGCAGAGGAGAAGGCCUGCAACUGUCUACUGCUCAAAGUCAAUCAGAUUGGAACAGUUACUGAGUCUAUGCGAGCGUGUAAGAUGGCUCAGGAGAGCGGCUGGGGUGUGAUGGUUAGCCAUCGCUCUGGUGAAACUGAGGACACCUUCAUAGCAGAUUUGGUGGUCGGCUUAUGCACUGGACAGAUCAAGACUGGGGCACCCUGUCGCUCUGAGCGCUUGGCCAAAUACAACCAGAUUCUGAGAAUUGAAGAGGAGCUGGGAGCCGAGGCUUGUUUUGCUGGAAAAAACUUCAGAAACCCACUGAAUAAGUAAAUGGAUGGAGCGUUUACUUGACACACAAAUGGAUUCAUGCACACAAAUCCAUAAAACGCAUCAAAAUGAUAAUGGUUAAUGUAGAACUAAUCAGGUGCUAAUGGUGGUAAUUAAUUUAUAGAGAGAACAUAAUGGUAUUAAUGUAUUUGUUACACUUGACCAUAAAGUCUUCUACUGUAUUCUGCGCUGUUUGUUUCACGUGGGAUAAAAUAAUAGACCUAAUUAUAGCCUGAAUAAUAUUGAUUUACCACACUGGCAAACUGUAAUUAGAAAAGUUGCACUUGAGAUGCACAAAAUAAAAAUGUAUAAUAAAUGAUAAUAAGAUUUUAAAAAUG
Molecule: messenger RNA, 1778 nt
Organism: Scatophagus argus
Lineage: Eukaryota; Metazoa; Chordata; Actinopteri; Scatophagidae
Gene: eno1b
Product: enolase 1b, (alpha)
Exons: 12
Coding region: 139-1443 (434 amino acids)
Biological process (GO): glycolytic process
Cellular component (GO): phosphopyruvate hydratase complex
Molecular function (GO): magnesium ion binding; phosphopyruvate hydratase activity
Source: RefSeq, a predicted model, not a curated record